Messenger RNA from Bombina bombina (fire-bellied toad), 1517 nucleotides. RefSeq names its product epiphycan (gene EPYC). Gene Ontology annotation, molecular function: protein binding. The record is from RefSeq and is a predicted model, not a curated record. NCBI's taxonomy places the organism in Eukaryota, Metazoa, Chordata, Amphibia, Anura, Bombinatoridae. The transcript is spliced from 7 exons. The coding region runs from base 140 to 1102 and encodes 320 amino acids.
AGAUCUUUAAACUGGAGGAUAGGAUUUCCAUCCUCCCCCAGACUGGAAUGUUUUACCAUUGGUCAGUGUGAAGUAACAUUCAAACUGCAGGCAAACUAACCUUAAGCCAUUUCAGAAGUUAGGACUCAAGCUUUGAAGAAUGAAGACUUUUGCAAAUGUUUUCCUGGGACUUUUUAUUCUCAAAGCAUCUAUAGCUGCUCCUCCAACAGAUAGCAUUAACUAUGAUACCGAUACAUAUGAUGUUGAUCUAGAAGAUUUGGAUAAGAUCUACGAUUAUAAUGAAGGACUUUCUGUCGAUCAUGGAGAGAUAGAGAUUGGGACUGUGCUGCCCAUUGUGAACAGACCAAUUCUUUCCCCCGAACCACUUCUAGAAGAAGCAGAAGAAGAAGAAGAAUCAACACCGAAAUUAGUUGAUGGUUCUUCACCACAGGGACCCUUGUCUCCUGGAGUCCAGGGUCCAGAAACCAGUGCAGGCAUUUCAACUUGUAUUCUAUGUACUUGCAUAAUUACAACAGUAUACUGUGAUGACCACAACCUUGAUGCAGUUCCUCCUCUACCUAGAGAAACCACCCACGUCUAUUUACGUUUCAACAAAAUUAGCAAGAUUAACAAGAAUGAUUUUGCAAAUCUGAAUAAAUUACAGAAAAUUGACUUGACAUCCAACUACAUAUCAGAGAUUGAUGAAGAUGCUUUUAGGAAUCUUCCACAACUUAAUGAACUCAUUAUUAGAGAAAACAAAAUAAGACAACUUCCAGAGCUCCCUAACUCUAUGAGUCUUCUUGAUGUUAGUCACAACAGACUUGGCCGAAAAGGAAUAAAAAACGAAGCCUUCAAGGACAUGAAUGAUCUUCGUGUUUUGUAUUUAAGUGAUAAUGAUCUAGACCACAUUCCAAUACCACUCCCUGACACCCUGCAGGCUCUUCACCUCCAAGAUAACAAUAUCCAAGAAAUGCAUGAAGACACUUUCUGCAAAAUGAAGGAUCUGACAUAUUCUCGCAGAGCCCUAGAAGAUAUAAGAUUGGAUGGAAACCCUAUCAACCUCAGUAAAACUCCACAAGCUUAUAUUUGUCUACCUCGUAUACCAAUUGGCAGACUUGUUUAAAUUCAAGGGUAUCGGCUAUAUCAUAAAAAAUCCACUAACACAUUAACUCUUCUAUAUAAUAAUUUACUUUCCAGUAUCAAUCGGUGAGAUCUUACAAUGUAAAAUGAUAAAUGCUGAGAAGAGACUGUAUAUGGAGUUAUUCUGAUUGAGCCAAAAAAGAGUUUUCUUGUUGAAGCAAAAUAAUUAUUAAAAAAUAAUGGAAAUCAAUCAAAAAAUGUUUGGGAAAUAAUAUGAAGAAAAUGUACUUAAAGUACAGAUGUAUUAAUUUGCAUUUUGAUUAAGUCUUUAAUUGCUGCAAAAAGUUGGUAUUUUCUUUACAUUCUAUGCUACCUACUUGUUUUUACUAAUUUGGUUUAUGUCAGAUGAAUAAAUUGAGAAACAUGUUAUGUAUGGUCAAUAAAUGUAUAUAUGGUAA